This is a messenger RNA of Ylistrum balloti, 2428 nucleotides long. RefSeq names its product SERPINE1 mRNA-binding protein 1-like. NCBI's taxonomy places the organism in Eukaryota, Metazoa, Mollusca, Bivalvia, Pectinida, Pectinidae. Gene Ontology annotation, molecular function: RNA binding. Gene Ontology annotation, cellular component: nucleus; cytoplasm. The record is from RefSeq and is a predicted model, not a curated record. The coding region runs from base 76 to 1242 and encodes 388 amino acids. The transcript has 7 exons.
AACACGCCAUAUUGACUCCAGCUAAAGAAAUAGGGCCGUAACAAUCCAUUGCCAUCCUCUACAAGAAGAGGAACAAUGGAUAGCCAAUACGGCGUAGAGGUUACUAACAAGUUCGCUCUAAACAUAGACGACGACGAUGAUCCCUUUGAAAUCAUCCAGCAGCAAGAAGAGCUGAAAAAGAAGCUGGACACUCAGGACAAAACCAGCCAGAAAUCGAAGAAGGCCAAACAAGCCAAGAAAAAUGUCUUGCAACCUGAAAAUAAGAACAAACAGUCUGAACAAACUGUUCUAAAGAAGGAAGACAAAUCAAACAAUCAGUCACAGUCCAGACAGGACCGCCCGCCUCGCAGUGCAAGACAAAACAGGGAGCCUAGAGAACCCAGAGGAGAUGAUGACAGGCGGCCGAGAAGACGAGAUGAUAAUGUCUCUAAUGAAAAUAGGAAUGAUGGUGGCUUCCAGAGGUCAGAAGGUGGUGGUUUCAACCGACCAGACAGUGGAUUUGGUGGCCGAGGUGGAUUUGGUGGUCGAGGACGUGGUGGCAGGGGCAGUAGAGGAGGAAGAGGUGGUUCUCGAGGUGGUGGUGGCUUUGGUGGUGACCGACCAGACCGUGGAGACCGCAAAAGGGAAUUCGAACGACAUAGUGGCAGUGACAGAACCAGUGGUGUGAAGGCUACAGACAAGCGAGAGGGCAGUGGAUCACAUAACUGGGGAACCUUUAAAGAUGACCUGGAGGAACAGACAAAAGAACCUACAACGGAAGAGACCAAGGAAUGGAACCCCACAGAAAAUGUGGAAAACCAUGAUCCAAACGAGAGCACAGAAUCCACGGAAGCACCUGUUGAGGAUGAAUCCUCGAAGCAGUUGACGUUAGCUGAAUGGAAGGCCCUGCAGGAGAAGACUCGUACGAAAUCCUCAUUCAACAUCCGCAAAGCUGGAGAAGGAUGUGACAACUCCCAGUGGAAGAAGGGAACUGCUUACAAAAAGCAAGUGGAAGAUGAGGAGGAAGAUGACGAAGAGGAAUAUGAAGAGGAGGAUGAACACAGGUCCAAGCAGGUAGUGACGGACAUCCGCAUUACCUUUAAUGAUUCCCCACGAAGGGGUCGCGGGGGAAGGAGGCCUAGGGGUGGCCGAGGAAGUCGAGGCGAUCGUGGAAUGGGACGCGGAGAAAGAAGAGGUGGCCCUCGGGAAUCCGCACCCAAAUUUGACGACGAGAAUGAUUUCCCAAGCCUCGUCAAGGCCUGAAAUGGCAGCUCUUUUCUUCUUGAUAAGGGCAUUCCCCUGAAAUUUUCAGUGUGUAAUUAAAUAAACUCCCAUCUCAUACUGGAGGACAUUUUGGAAUGAAAGCGAGCUGGUGGGCACAGCAUACCAUUUUUGGUUUCUGGAUACUUUUUCACUGAUGCAUCUUUGCAUUUGUUUUUAUAUGACAUUUGUUAAAGAUACUGUAUAAUGAUGAUCGCAUUUCUGUAUCAGACAAGAUACUGAUCAUGGUUCAACAAAUCUGUAUUUCAAGAUACAGUCGUGAUUGCAGUUCCAAUUUUAAUACGAAGGAAGAUUGCAUUUGAUGGAGCUCAUUCAACCUUUUAUAACCGAAAGGAAAGCAAGCAGGGACGGGAUCAGUGUUCAUUUGGAACACAAAUUAGUUGUGAUAGAUCAAUUACUUGUUGUUCAAAUACAUGUAUUUUCUAGUACCAAAUUUGUCUUGAUGUACUACGUGCUGCAUAGGUAGUGCUUCAAGAUUAAUAUAUUUAUUUGUUCUGGAAACAUUUAUGGAGCUGUACACACCCACUUUUCACAAGCCAAGCCAUUGGAGGAGUUGGGACUAAUGCUAAUGAACUCUUAUAUGGCAUUGUGAAAGUAUUCCUACUGUGCAAACCCAUUUUGACAUUAAUUUGAUGGGCGUGCAAGUUCGAUAUUAAAUGCAUUUUCAUCAGAUUGGAUCAUGAAGAAAUCACUAUUAUCCUUAAGCUUAAAACCUUGAUUCUAAUGGCCGUUGAACCAGUCAUAAGAUGCAGCAAAUCAAGAUAUCAGUAUUCCAAAUCUAGUAAGAAAAAUUAAAAAGAUUAAAAAGUGCUGAUAGUUGUGAUUUGUAAUCCACAUAUAUUUCAUGGAUAUCUGUAUAAUUUGAUUUAGCUGCAUCCAACGAGAUUAAGAAUUUAUCAGCCAUACUGAAGGGCAUCUUAUUUGGCAUUUCAUUUGUAUGAAUGAUAAUAAUUUGGCCUUGAAUUUUGCCUUUCAUUGUGGGACAUAUAUAAAACUACCUGCAUUUAUUUAUUUCCAACAUUUAUAGUUGUAGCAUUUUAAAAUUACAACCACCAUCAUUUUACAGAUUUGUGCCAAAGUCAUUUUGACACCAAUCUGAAUCACUUCAUUCCUAGGCCACUUCAUUACAUGGGAGAACAUUUUAUAAUAAAUCACUUUCCAAAUAGGA